CUGCGGGGCGGGAGCUGCUGCCCUUACUCAAGAUGGCGGCCCCGGCGGGCGGGGCCCAGGGUUCGCUGGCGGCGCAGAGGAGCGGCGGCAUGGCGGCAGCUGCCAAGGAGCCGAGUUGGGUGGACUGGGACGAAGAGGAGGAAGAGGAGGAGGAGGAAACAGAGCAGCUGGUUAUGGUGGAAUUAUCAGGAAUUCUUGAUUCAGACUUGCUCUCAAAAUGUGAAAAUAAAUGCAAGAUUUUGGGAAUUGAUACUGAAAGGCCCAUCCUGCAAGUGGACAGCUAUGUCUUUGCUGGAGAGUAUGAAGACACUGUUGGGACCUGUGUUAUAUUUGAAGAAAAUGUUGAAUAUGUGGAUGCAGAAGGCAGUAAUAAAACUGUGCUAAAAUAUAAAUGCCACACAAUGAAGAAGCUCAGCAUGACAAGGACUCUUCUGACAGAAAAGAAGGAAGGAGAAGAAAACAUAGGUGGUGUGGAAUGGCUGCAAAUCAAGGAGAAUGAUUUUUCCUAUAGACCCAACAUGAUUUGUAAUUUUCUGCAUCAACAUGAAGAGGAUGAAGCUGUAGCUCCAGACCCAGAUAAAUCUUUGGAGUUGGAAGAGCACGAGACUCAAAUGAAAGACAAUUCAAACCUGAGUUUUGAACAGGAGAAACCACCGAACUUGGAAAUAGAGGAUUCUGGUCCUCUUAUUGAUAUCCCUUCUUUUGAGACAGAAGGGUCUGUUUUUAUGGAUACUCAAGAAACUGCCUUAGAAAUCACUCCUAGAUGAAAUGUUUCUCAUAAUAACUAGUCAUGAACUUUUUAUAGAAUUUUUAUAUAAAAUAAUUGACUUUGUAGUUCACAAUUUUUACUUUUGUUAGCUAUAUACACAUUUCCAGUUAUAAUGUAGUUUAAUAUACUAGAAUCAUUAAGGACCGAAUAUGAGUUUUAAAAAAUAUGGUUUCAAGGACUAUAGGGACCAUUCUGUGAUGAGUCCUUUAAAAUGGAGGUUUUACUAAGGUAAGUUAAGUUUCUAUUGCAGCCAUUGCAAAUUACCACAUUUAAUGGCUUAUGUGUAUUAAGCUACAGAAGUGUAUUGUCUUUCACAGUUUUGUAGGUCAGCUGUUUGAGAUGGGUCUCACCUGGGCUAAAAUCAAGGUAUUUGUAGAACUUCUCUUCUGGAGGUGGGAUGGGGGACUCCAUUUCAUUGCUCAUUCAGUUUACAGAAUUCAGUUCUUUGCAAUUGAAGGAUCAUGGUCCCAUUUCCUUGCCGUUGGCCAAGAGCCAUUCCCAUAUUCCAGAGGCUGCCUGCAUUCCUUGACUCAUAGCUCCUUCUCUUCAAAGCCAACCAUGGUCAAGUUCCUCCCAGUCCUUGACUCUCUCCUGCUACUUCUGUCAUCCUAUUGAUGUUAGACCCUUCUGUCUUUAUUAGAUUACAUUGGGCACAUCUGGCUGACUUCCCUGUUUUAAGGUCUGUAACUUUAAUUCCAUCUGCAAAGUCCAUUUUGCCAUGUAAUUUAAACAGGCAUAACUGAAAAUUAUAGCAUGAAAAUACUUGGGAGGGGGACAUCUUCCAGUCUACCAACAUCGAUAUUACAAUUCUGAGAACAGAAUUCAGAAGUGCUUAAGGGUGAAGGUACAGUUCCUGAUAUUCCAGCUGUAAUUUCACUCCUUUUACUGAAGAAAGAUGAUUGGAAUUCAGCUGUAACAGUCAUUUUACUACAGUGAUACAACAUUGUAAAGCCAUUAUCCUCCAAUUAAAAAUUAAGUAUUAUGGUGAUAAGCUA
Messenger RNA from Bubalus bubalis (water buffalo), 1764 nucleotides. RefSeq names its product general transcription factor IIIC subunit 6 (gene GTF3C6). Gene Ontology annotation, biological process: transcription by RNA polymerase III. Gene Ontology annotation, cellular component: transcription factor TFIIIC complex. Lineage: Eukaryota; Metazoa; Chordata; Mammalia; Artiodactyla; Bovidae. The transcript is spliced from 6 exons. The record is from RefSeq and is a predicted model, not a curated record. Bases 33 to 767 code for a protein of 244 amino acids.